Molecule: messenger RNA, 1280 nt
Organism: Cololabis saira (Pacific saury)
Lineage: Eukaryota; Metazoa; Chordata; Actinopteri; Beloniformes; Belonidae
Gene: bhlha9
Product: basic helix-loop-helix family, member a9
Exons: 1
Coding region: 112-969 (285 amino acids)
Biological process (GO): regulation of transcription by RNA polymerase II; developmental process
Molecular function (GO): RNA polymerase II transcription regulatory region sequence-specific DNA binding; DNA-binding transcription factor activity, RNA polymerase II-specific; protein dimerization activity
Source: RefSeq, a predicted model, not a curated record
GCAGACUGUGCAGACCACAUUUUACCAAUAACAUCUUCUCACUGCACUGCAACGACUGGAAUUGCAGGAAGACUUUGCUCUGACUUGUCUGGUGUCCACUUUAUUGACACGAUGAGCUGCAGCAGCGUUGCAGGGUCAGAGUUUUCGGAGGAAGAGCUGGAGUUUGCUAUCCUGGCAGAAGGUGAAGGCAAGGGAAGCUCUAACCCAAACUUCCAGGACAGCGAGAGUUCAACCAGCAGCCCCGGUGACCCCGAAGAAGGCAACGCCAAGAAGCGCAAUCGACCCGUCCGCUCAAAAGCUCGAAGAAUGGCUGCUAAUGUCCGGGAGAGAAAGCGGAUAAUGGACUACAACCAAGCCUUCAACGCUCUCCGCGUCGCCCUGAAUCACGACCUUAGCGGCAAACGACUUUCAAAGAUCGCCACUCUUCAGAGGGCCAUCAACCACAUCUCUGCUCUCUCUGUGUUCCUGGGCUCUAACCCUCCAAGCAAGCCCUGCAGCCACCGGGAAUGCUACCGGUCGUCCGUGGGACCGGCAGCGAUGGCAGCAUCCCGGCUGGAACAGACCAGGGUCGCUCUUCCUCGCCUGGACCAUCAGAGCUACGUCCCCUGGCAUUCCUCCGAGUCUCAACAGAUGCAGCCACAGCCAGGCCCUCCGGUGCACAGGUUGUCUUCAGAUCCACACGUGUACCUGGAUAACUCUGCAUCGUCAUGCCCCCCGUCCCCGCACUAUCCUUGUUAUCACCCCGACGGACAGUUUUACACCUCCAACGGACACUGCAGCAGCCCCCACAAUCACACGCCCAGUCCGGCGCGGCGCCUUCAGCUGGGCGAGGGUUUGGGCUAUCAGCCGGGGAUUUGGGGCUCCUGCACUCAGGGAUACAUGGACACGUUUGUGGAGCCGGCGAACGCUCUGGGGCUUCCGUGGCAGAUGAGCUGCCUGCAGGAGCCCGAGCACAACGUCCCUCUGUAACCGGUCAAAUCCGUCACUGUGAACCCCGAACUCUCAGGACACUGCAGAACACUCUCAGACAAGAAGUUGGUGUGAGAUCUUUGUGUUUUUACCAUAACUCAGUAUUGCAGUAAUUCUGUAACUGUAGAGUAAUAGCCAUAUAAACAAAAAUAAAUUAAAGUGCACUGGUGCUCUAGACUGCGUAUUGCUGCAUGCAGUUUAUUGGUAAAAAUAUAAUCUUCUAAUUCAAAAUGUUUGGUCUAAAGAAUAUUUCAUCUUCUAGUCCUGAGAUUGCCAACUGCUUGAGACCUUAAAAUGUGAGACCUUAAAAA